CUCACACACGACACAUACGUGUUAUGUGUGUAUAUAUAUCUACUGGUUUUGCGCUUGUAACACCACGUACUCAUUCAUUUCUCAAUCCCCUCUGCUUCUCCUGUCUGUCUCUCUCUCCUUUUGCUCCCUCACUAGUCUCAACCAUGAUUGUAAUGUCUGAGAAACCUCUUCAGGGAGUUCCUCCACAGAUCACAGACACCACUUUUUCCCCUUCAUCUAAAAGACUGGAAGGCAAAGUUGCUAUAGUAACUGGGGGUGCCAGGGGCAUAGGUGAAGCAACCGUGAGAGUUUUUGUGAAGCAUGGUGCAAAGGUGGUGAUUGCUGAUGUUGAAGAUGCAGCCGGAGGCAUGCUAGCAGAGACACUAUCUCCUUCAGCAACCUAUGUCCACUGUGAUGUCAGCAUUGAAAAAGAGGUUGAAAACUUGAUUAGUUCCACCAUUUCUCGCUAUGGACACCUUGACAUCAUGUUCAACAAUGCUGGGGUGCUAGGGAACCAGUCCAAGAACAAGAGCAUUGUCAACUUUGACCCUGAUGAGUUUGACAAAGUGAUGUGUGUGAAUGUGAAGGGUGUGGCCUUAGGGAUCAAGCAUGCUGCAAGGGUGAUGAUUCCAAGAGGGGUAGGGUGCAUCGUCUCAACUUCUAGUGUUGCUGGGGUCAUGGGGGGGCUUGGACCACAUGCCUACACUGCCUCAAAGCAUGCCAUAGUUGGGAUUACAAAGAACACUGCUUGUGAGUUGGGGAGGUAUGGGAUUAGGGUCAAUUGCAUUUCACCAUUUGGGGUGGCCACUUCCAUGCUUGUGAAUGCAUGGAAGCCUUGUGGUGAUGGUGAUGAUGAGGGCAUUAAUUUCGGGGUGCCCUUCCCAGAGGAGGUGGAGAAGAUUGAGGAGUUUGUUAGAGGGCUUGCCAACUUGAGAGGACCAACUUUGAGGGCUUUGGACAUUGCUCAGGCUGCUCUUUAUCUUGCUAGUGAUGAAUCUAAGUAUGUUAGUGGUCAUAAUCUUGUUGUGGAUGGUGGAGUCACUUCCUCAAGAAAUUGUAUUGGACUGUAAUAACUUUCUUUUUCUUGGUAUUCAUGUUGCCUUAUUUUACUAUGUAGUUGGUAGUAGCUAUCGGUUUAGGAUCAGCUGGCACUUUGUCAAGCUUGUAUAAUGAAUUUAUAUCGAUAAUAAUUCAAUAUUAUAUAUAGUUG
Molecule: messenger RNA, 1189 nt
Organism: Glycine soja
Lineage: Eukaryota; Viridiplantae; Streptophyta; Magnoliopsida; Fabales; Fabaceae
Product: short-chain dehydrogenase reductase 2a-like
Exons: 2
Coding region: 24-1049 (341 amino acids)
Molecular function (GO): oxidoreductase activity, acting on the CH-OH group of donors, NAD or NADP as acceptor
Source: RefSeq, a predicted model, not a curated record